AUGACCACACCCACAUCGACCACGCCCAUACAAGGUGCACAUAUGGCUAUAAGAGUUUGUCACCAUGGGGAAUACGAGAUGCAAGAUCCAAAAUCACCCAAUGAAGUGGUACGUAUUGUUGUCAUUGACAGAGACGGACAUAAAUAUGAUAUAAAAGGAAAGAUUGGAGAUAAUUUACUCUAUCUAGCUCAUCGUUAUAAUAUUGAUAUGGAAGGUGCGUGUGAAGCAUCGCUGGCUUGUACUACAUGUCAUGUUUAUGUAGAUAACAAGUACUUUGAAGUGUUGCCAGAGGCACUUGAAGAAGAAGAAGAUUUAUUAGAUCUAGCCCCUUUUCUACAAGAAAAUUCAAGACUAGGGUGUCAGAUCAUAUUGACCAAAGAAAUGGAUGGUUUAGUGGUAACACUACCAAAAGCAACCAGAAACUUUUAUGUAGAUGGUCAUGUUCCACAACCACAUUAA
Gigantopelta aegis is the source of this 459-nucleotide messenger RNA. RefSeq names its product adrenodoxin-like protein 1, mitochondrial. Gene Ontology annotation, molecular function: 2 iron, 2 sulfur cluster binding. Gene Ontology annotation, biological process: positive regulation of oxidoreductase activity; P450-containing electron transport chain. Bases 1 to 459 code for a protein of 152 amino acids. The transcript is spliced from 6 exons. Gene Ontology annotation, cellular component: mitochondrion. NCBI's taxonomy places the organism in Eukaryota, Metazoa, Mollusca, Gastropoda, Neomphalida, Peltospiridae. The record is from RefSeq and is a predicted model, not a curated record.